This is a messenger RNA of Astyanax mexicanus (Mexican tetra), 1787 nucleotides long. RefSeq names its product phospholysine phosphohistidine inorganic pyrophosphate phosphatase. Gene Ontology annotation, biological process: dephosphorylation. NCBI's taxonomy places the organism in Eukaryota, Metazoa, Chordata, Actinopteri, Characiformes, Acestrorhamphidae. The transcript has 7 exons. Gene Ontology annotation, molecular function: phosphatase activity; inorganic diphosphate phosphatase activity. The coding region runs from base 18 to 836 and encodes 272 amino acids. Gene Ontology annotation, cellular component: cytosol. The record is from RefSeq and is a predicted model, not a curated record.
CAGGCGCAGCUGUCACCAUGGCCGACGACAAGUGGACGGAGAGUGUGAGGAGUGUGAAGGGAGUGAUUUUGGACAUGUGCGGAGUGCUGUACGACAGCGGGGAGGGAGGAGGAGUGCCCAUAGAGGGAUCGGUGGAAGCGGUUAAAAGGCUGAAGGCUUCAGACCUGCAGCUGAGAUUCUGCACUAAUGAGACUCAGGCCACGCGGGAGAAGUUUGUGGCGAAGCUCUGCAGGAUGGGAUUUGAGAUCAAUGUCAGCGAGGUGUUCCCUCCUGCCCCGGCCGUGGUGUCCGUCCUGAAGCAGCGCAACCUCAGACCCCACCUGCUGGUGCAUGACGAUGUGGUGCCGGAGUUUGACGGUGUGGAUAAGAGUAAUCCGAACUGUGUGGUGAUCGGAGACGCUGCAGAUAAUUUCUCUUAUGAGAAUAUGAAUGCUGCGUUCCGUGUUCUGAUUGGACUGGAGAAACCAGUGCUCUUCUCAAUGGGCAGAGGGCGCUACUAUAAAGAGACGGACGGUCUAAAGCUGGAUGUUGGAGUGUAUAUGAAAGCUCUUGAGUAUGCGUGUGAUGUAGAGGCGGAGGUGGUGGGGAAACCUGCCCCCAUGUUCUUCCAGACUGUUCUAAAUGACAUGGGUCUCCAGCCUCAUGAGGUGUUCAUGAUCGGGGAUGAUCUGGUGAAUGAUGUGGGCGGGGCUCAGCAGUGUGGCAUGAAGGGUCUUCAGGUCAGAACGGGAAAAUACAGGCCAAGCGAUGAGAGACACCCUACAGUAACCGCUGAUGGAUACGUCGACAACCUGGCCGCUGCUGUGGAUGCCAUUCUGAAACAUCGCUGCCCAUAGGUCCUGAUUAAAGCAAUCACCAGUAUCCACCUUCUGAGCCUCAAACUGACCAUACACUGUUUAAUCUAAAUAUUAUACACACAUAUACAGUACACACAUACAGUGAAAAGUUUGGACACACCCCUUCUCAUUUCAGGUUUUAGCUCUUUAGCUUCUUCAAAGUAGCACAUUUUGCUUCCUCUUGAGUCCACAGUUAAUCCUGUUGGAUGUGGUUCGUCCUUCUUGGUGGUAUGCUGACAUUACCCUGGAUACCGUGGCUCUUGAUUCAUCACAAAGACUUGCUGUCUUGGUCACAGAUGCGCCAGCAAGACGUGCACCAACAAUUUGUCCUCUUUUGAACUCUGGUAUGUCACCCAUAAUGUUGUGUGCAUUGCAAUAUUUUGAGUAAAACUGUGCUCUUACCCUGAUAGUUGAACCUUCACACUCUGCUCUUACUGGUGCAAUGUGCUAUUAAUGAAGAUUGUUCACCAGGCUGGUUUAAUUUAGCCAUGAAACCUCCCACACUAAAAUGACAGUUGUCCUUUAUAGCUUUUGAGUUUAUAAUAUUAAUCUACAAUGUGGUAAAUAAUACAAGUAAAGAACAUCUAUUAAUGAGAAUAUGUGUCCAAACUUUUGAUUUGUACUGUAUAUAUACAUGUAGUUUAUUAGAGCAAGUAGGAAAGUUUCACAUUGGAAAGCACAACACUGACCUCACUGUUUUAUGGCAGCGUCUAAAGUCUAAUCAGAAGUUGUGUAUUUUAAAUGUCUUUAUGGUUAUUACUGUCACCACUUGUAAUAAAGAGAGUGUUUAAAGGAAUAGGCCAACCUGAUCUGUUUUAUGAUCUGUAUCUGUGGAACACUGGCCAUUAAAAAUCUGCUGCUGAUUAAAAAAAUAAUAAUAGUAAUAAUUAUUGGCAAUUACGCUAUAUACAUUUAAUGUAACAUAAAACAAUAAAAAGAUUAAGUCAACUA